This is a messenger RNA of Cyclocybe aegerita, 2229 nucleotides long. The record is from the annotation of a GenBank genome assembly. NCBI's taxonomy places the organism in Eukaryota, Fungi, Basidiomycota, Agaricomycetes, Agaricales, Hemipholiotaceae.
AUGUGGUCAGAUAUAUUGCCACCACCAGCGAUGUCAUACCACGACGACGACGACGAGCGCAGCCAGCCGCCACCAACAAACAAUAUCCGUGAUGGACUCCAGGAAGACACGAUUCGUAUACUCCUUGCAACAGACAACCACAUUGGCUACAUGGAAAGAGACCCGAUACGAGGACAAGACUCUAUCAAUACGUUCAAGGAGAUCUUACAGCUGGCUGUGAAGCAUGACGUUGACUUCAUUCUGCUUGCUGGAGACCUUUUCCACGAGAACAAACCCUCAAGAGAAUGCAUCUACAAGGUCACUGCUCUUCUGCGAGAGUAUACACUGGGGGACAAGCCUGUGGCGAUUGAGUUGCUGAGCGACCCACUGGAGGGCAAGGCAGACGGGUUCUCGUUCCCUGCGGUCAAUUACGAGGACCCCAAUCUCAACGUCGGCAUACCCGUCUUCUCGAUACACGGAAACCAUGAUGACCCUCAAGGCGCCGGUGCAGCUGGCGCUCUUUGCGCUCUCGACAUUCUUUCAGUCUCUGGUCUCGUCAAUUAUAUGGGCAAAAUCGACCUACCACUUACUGAGGCCCAGGCUCCAACCUCUGGUAUCGCUGUCCGACCUGUUCUCAUUCGCAAGGGCAACACAUACCUUGGAAUGUACGGCAUUGGGAAUGUGAAAGACCAGAGGAUGCACUUCGAGCUGCGGAGCAAUCGCGUCAGGAUGUUCAUGCCGAAGGACAAAGACAAGUGGUUCAAUUUACUGCUUCUGCAUCAAAACAGAGUAAAGCAUGGACCACAGGAAUUCGUACCUGAAGGAAUGUUCGACGACAGCAUCAACUUGGUCAUCUGGGGUCAUGAGCACGAUUGCCGCAUCGUGCCCGAGCCCGUCGCUGGAAAGAAUUAUUAUAUCACGCAGCCUGGAUCGUCCGUGGCGACGUCACUGUCGGAGGGAGAGGCAAGGGAAAAGCAUGUAGCACUCCUCGAGAUUCAAGAAAAAGAAUUUAAACUGACGCCGCUCCCCCUUCGGACUGUGCGGCCAUUCAUUAUUGAUGAAGUCACCUUGAGCGACGCGGCCGAGGAAGAGGGUUUUGACCUCAAUGACCAGAUGGAGAUCACGAAGUACCUCAAAAAGAAGGUGAACGAGCUGAUUGAAAAAGCGAAGGAGCUUUGGGAAGAACGGAAUGCGCAAGCUGUGCAAGAUGGCGACCCCGAACUGCCUGAGAUGCUACCGCUCAUUCGACUUAAGGUCGAUACAACGGGUGUAACAGAGACUUCAAACCCUAUCCGGUUCGGUCAAGAAUUCCAAGGCCGUGUAGCUAACCCCCGUGAUCUGCUCAUCUACCACCGGUCCAAGAAGACCUCUUCCCGCACGGCGAAGGUGGCAAUCGACCAGCCUGAGCUGAGUAUCGACGACCCAGACCUCAGCAUAUCGGAGAAGCUAGCCAAGGUGCGCGUGGGGACGCUGGUGAAGGAGUAUCUGGCCGCACAGGAGCUGCAGCUUCUGGGAGAAGGAGGCAUGUCAGAUGCGAUUUUAAUGUUCGUAGAGAAGGAUGACACCCAUGCGAUCCAGACGCAUGUGAGCAAGGCUCUGAAGGUGUUGAUGAAGAACGUUCAACCCACGGAUGAUGUAGAAGUACCAGAGGAUGAACUAGAGGACAUGUUGGCGAAGGCGAAGGAGCAGCAAGACAAGGAGUACGCGGAGAAUGCUAGAGCGGCCAAGUCGUCCAAGGCCAAGGGCAAGGUGAAGGCCGAUGAGAACGACGAGUCCGAGGAUUCAAUGAUGAUGGAUAUAGAUACUGGCGGUGCUGCUGGUGAGUCCGACUUUGAAGAGCUGGACUCAGACGAGGCGCCACCUCCACCCAAGAAAAGAGCUACCGCGGCAAAGGGAAAGGCCACCACAGCCGCGAAGAAGAAAGCCCCCGCAAAGGCAGUGGCGAAGAAGGCACCUGCAAAAGGCAAAGGGAAGAAGGUAGUUGAAGAGAGCGAUGACGACGACGCGAUAGAACUGGAUGAAGACGACGAUGAUGAAGAGGAAGAGGCCCCGAAGCCGGCGAAAAGAACCAACCGGGCUGCUGUGCUGAGUCAACCAGCGCCGGCGAAGAAGGCACCUGCGAAGAAGAAAGCGCCUGCGCCGAAGCAGUCGCAGCUGACGUUUACACCUGCAGGGCGCUCCUCCAGAGCUGCGGCCACAAAGGCUAGGGGUCGGAUGGUGGUGGAUGAUGAUGACGAUGACGACGAUUGA